GCCUCCAGGCUCUCACUUUCCCGGAAAACCCUAGAGGAAGAGCAGCGAUGGUGUCGUUGAAGCUCCAGAAGCGGCUAGCCGCUAGCGUCCUCAAAUGCGGACGUGGCAAGGUCUGGCUCGACCCUAAUGAAGGCAACGAAAUCUCCAUGGCCAAUUCCAGGCAAAACAUUAGGAAGCUCGUGAAGGAUGGUUUCGUCAUCCGGAAACCAACAAAGAUCCACUCCCGUUCUCGUGCUCGGAGAAUGGCAGUGGCCAAGAGGAAGGGACGUCACUCUGGAUAUGGUAAGCGCAAGGGUACCAGGGAGGCAAGGCUGCCAACUAAGAUACUCUGGAUGAGGAGGAUGAGGGUACUGAGGCGCUUGCUCCGUAAGUACCGAGAAUCCAAGAAAAUUGACAAGCACAUGUACCAUGAUAUGUACAUGAAGGUGAAGGGUAAUGUUUUCAAGAACAAGCGUGUGCUGAUGGAGAGUAUUCACAAGUCAAAGGCUGAGAAGGCAAGAGAGAAAACUCUGUCCGACCAGUUUGAGGCCAAACGUGCCAAAAACAAGGCUAGCAGAGAGAGGAAGUUAGCUCGUAGGGAGGAACGCUUGGCACAAGGACCUGGAGAGAGAGCAGCACCCACACCUGCGGGAGGAGCGAAGAAAGCUAGGAAUUGAGUAGUGAUAGACCUCUGCAGUGAGAACACUGAAGAACAAUAACUCUGUUAAUGCGCUUAAUUUCAAAUCUAUAUAGAAGUUAUAUUUUUUGAGCUACGUACUACUUUAGUUUCUGAUCUCGUUGCAAAUUUUCCAGUCCAAACUAUGGAACUAUAUGAGUUGCAGAGUUUCUUUUCUUAAUGUUGAUUGAUGUGUUUGUGACUUUGGUAAACUUCAAACUAUCCAUGUUUAAAUAUAUGUUUUGAGAACCCAAGUUUUAUUUA
Messenger RNA from Rosa rugosa (rugosa rose), 919 nucleotides. RefSeq names its product large ribosomal subunit protein eL19x-like. Gene Ontology annotation, cellular component: ribosome; cytosolic large ribosomal subunit. Gene Ontology annotation, biological process: translation. Lineage: Eukaryota; Viridiplantae; Streptophyta; Magnoliopsida; Rosales; Rosaceae. Bases 48 to 656 code for a protein of 202 amino acids. Gene Ontology annotation, molecular function: RNA binding; structural constituent of ribosome. The transcript has 5 exons. The record is from RefSeq and is a predicted model, not a curated record.